Messenger RNA from Exophiala mesophila, 3786 nucleotides. Its product is annotated as calcium-translocating P-type ATPase, PMCA-type. Bases 1 to 3786 code for a protein of 1261 amino acids. Gene Ontology annotation, molecular function: ATP hydrolysis activity; ATP binding; P-type calcium transporter activity. Lineage: Eukaryota; Fungi; Ascomycota; Eurotiomycetes; Chaetothyriales; Herpotrichiellaceae. The record is from RefSeq and is a predicted model, not a curated record. Gene Ontology annotation, cellular component: intracellular membrane-bounded organelle; membrane. The transcript is spliced from 2 exons. Gene Ontology annotation, biological process: calcium ion transmembrane transport; intracellular calcium ion homeostasis.
AUGGGUGAUACCGCCAGUUCUGCGCCCCCGCAGAUUCGACUGGACACGUCGAACGUGUCAGAGCAACCAGAGCCAUCAUCGUCACCCAUAUCACCGGGAACAACGACACACAGAAGAGGUCUGAGUAUAUCAACACCUCCUCAGACCGCCAUCGAUGAGGGCUCUUUUCUGUCUCCCACAACUCCAGACCGGAAACAGCAAUUCGAUGGAUCGACGUUGAAUUCUCGGUCUGGGUCCAUUCAAUCGGGCCCAACUCGGAUUCGAUCGAACUCGGGCAUGUCGGCCACUUCGAGCGUCACUUUUCAUUCCAAGACCAGCCUCGAAUUUGAUUCCCCCGAAGAUGCCUUACGACCGGACAAGGGCACCGAACGGGAUUUUGACGACCGAGACUCUCCAUUUGCCUUUUCACCCGGGAUGCUCAACAAGCUCCUCAAUCCAAAGUCAUUGUCAGCAUUCAAAGCCUUGGGUGGUCUUAGAGGCAUCGAGAAAGGUUUGAGGACGAGCGUAACUGCUGGACUUUCGACAGAUGAAACUCGGCUUUCAGGUCGAGUAUCUUUCGAUGAGGCUACCACUAUUUCCUCCGAAAAGGGUUUCUCAGAUGUUCCCGUCGCUGAAGAGGAUCCUCCUGUCUCGGGACAGGCGAGCCAAGUACAGGGCCAAUUCGAAGACCGAAUACGUAUAUUUCGGGACAAUCGCCUACCGGAGAGGAAACCAGAUGGGAUUCUGCUGCUCAUUUGGAGAGCGUACAACGACAAAAUCCUCAUUCUUCUCACCAUUGCUGCCGUUGUUUCCCUCGCCCUGGGCAUUUACGAAAGUGUCUCGGGUGAGUCUAGCGUCGACUGGGUCGAGGGUGUGGCUAUUUGCGUUGCCAUCAUCAUCGUGGUAACCGUAGGCGCUGCAAACGACUGGCAAAAGGAACGCCAAUUUGUCAAGCUCAACAAGCGGAAAGACGAUCGUGAGGUCAAAGUCAUUCGCUCUGGCAAGUCUGUCAUGGUUUCAGUUCACGACAUCACAGUGGGAGAUGUGCUUCACCUCGAACCAGGGGAUGCUAUCCCCGCCGAUGGUGUCUUUAUUACCGGCCACGGUGUCAAAUGUGACGAAUCAUCGGCUACAGGUGAAUCAGACCAGAUGAAAAAGACCCCUGGAGAUGAAGUAUGGCUUCGCAUCCAGGAUGGCACUGCAACUGCAAAACUCGAUCCUUUCAUCAUCAGUGGAUCCAAGGUUCUUGAGGGUGUCGGCACAUAUCUUGUCACCAGCGUCGGGACUAAUAGCUCCUAUGGAAAGAUCUUGAUGAGUCUCCAAACCGACAACGACCCUACACCCUUGCAAGUUAAACUUGGAAAACUCGCCAAUUGGAUCGGUGGCCUCGGCUCAGCUGCUGCCAUUCUACUCUUCUUCGUGCUUCUCUUCAAAUUUGUGGGUCAUCUCAACAACGACCCACGACCGAGCCCGGAAAAGGCACAAGAAUUCCUGGAUAUUCUGAUUGUUGCAAUCACCGUCAUUGUCGUCGCUGUCCCGGAAGGCUUGCCCUUAGCGGUUACACUAGCGCUCGCCUUUGCAACAACCCGUAUGCUGAAAGAGAACAACCUCGUCCGCGAACUCCGCGCUUGCGAGACGAUGGGCAAUGCUACAACAAUCUGCUCCGACAAGACUGGCACUUUGACACAGAAUAGGAUGACAGUGGUUGCAGGCACGCUUGGAACGACAGACAAGUUUGCGUCCUCACACUCGGAGGAGAAGUCUGAUGCCAUCAGUUUUUCGACCAUGUUUCAAAAACUCGGGCCCGAAGUCAGGGACCUCCUUCGUGUAUCACUUACUCUGAACAGCACUGCUUUCGAGGGAGAAGAGAAUGGCGUCGCGACCUUCAUUGGCUCGAAGACUGAGGUCGCGCUGUUGACUCUGGCCAAAGAAAACUUGGGGCUGGAUAAUCUCGCAGCGGAACGGUCAAGCUACAAAGUCAAGCAGCUGAUCCCUUUCGACUCGGCGCGCAAGUGCAUGGGUAUUGUCAUCAAAAUCAAUGGCGUAUAUCGCCUUCUGGUCAAGGGUGCCGCGGAGAUUAUGCUUUCUCAUGCUACCAAAACAAUCUCGAACAUUGCCGAAAAGCACUAUCACGUCGAUGACCUCACCGCCGAAGAUCGUGAAGCCACUGCGCAGACUAUCGACCAAUAUGCCCAGCACUCUCUCCGGACCAUUGGUAUACUGUACAAAGACUUCCAGCAAUGGCCACCUGUAGGCGCCAAGACGAUGGAGGAAGACCCAAAGAUGGCCCAAUUUGACGACAUCUUCAACGAUAUGAUCUGGAUCGGCGUCGUUGGAAUUCACGAUCCUCUUCGUGACGGUGUGAUUGAGGCUGUGUCUCAAUGCCAAAAGUCUGGUGUGAUUGUCCGUAUGGUCACUGGCGACAAUAUUACCACCGCACGUGCUAUCGCAAUGGACUGUGGCAUUUUACGUGAAGGCGAAGACACCAUCGUUAUGGAAGGGCCGAAAUUUCGACAACUGUCGGUCGAGGAAAUGGACGAGAUCCUUCCGCGUCUCCGAGUCCUGGCGCGUUCAUCCCCCGAAGACAAGCGGAUCCUGGUCGGCCGCCUAAAGCACCUUGGUGAAACUGUUGCUGUCACUGGUGAUGGUACAAAUGACGGACCUGCCUUGAAAAUGGCCGACGUCGGCUUCAGUAUGGGCAUCGCUGGUACCGAAGUUGCCAAAGAGGCAUCGUCCAUCAUCCUUCUCGACGACAAUUUCUCCUCUACCAUCACAGCCCUUAUGUGGGGAAGGGCAGUCAACGAUGCAGUCAAGAAAUUCUUACAAUUUCAAAUCACAGUCAACAUCACCGCAGUGGUUUUGACCUUUGUUUCUGCCGUCUCGAGUGAGUCCAACCAUUCGGUCCUGACCGCUGUUCAGCUUCUCUGGGUCAACCUAAUUAUGGAUACCCUGGCAGCACUUGCGCUUGCCACGGAUGCUCCAACUCAAAAGAUCCUCGAAAGGCCACCACAGCCUAAAUCCGAGUCGCUCAUCACCAUCAACAUGUGGAAGAUGAUUAUCGGCCAAGCCAUUUAUCAACUCGUCGUCACCUUUACGCUUUACUUCGCGGGUAUGAGGAUCCUGAGCUACGAAGGUCCACAACAACGAACAGAGCUCGACACAGUCGUCUUUAACGCAUUUGUGUGGAUGCAGAUCUUCAACGAGUUCAACAACAGACGCUUGGACAACAAAUUCAACAUCUUUGAGAACAUCCACAAGAACUUCUGGUUCCAAGGUAUCAACUGCAUCAUGGUUGGAGGUCAGAUCAUGAUCAUCUUCAUUGGUGGGCGAGCCUUCAGUAUCACCCGCCUGAACGGCACUCAAUGGGCUAUAUCUCUUUUGUGUGCUGCUCCCUGUUUGCUGUGGGCGAUCUUGGUCCGCCUUUUCCCCGAUGCUUGGUUUGCUGUCGUCUUCAAUGGUUGUGUGAGCGCACUAGCUUUCUUCCUCCGACCAAUCUGGAAGGUGAUGCACAUCAUCUUCCACCCUGUCGCGGAGGUUUUCCGAUCUGCCAGUCGCUUCAUAAAGCGACAAUUCCGCAAGAACAAGUCAAACGAAGACGAGAAGCCGGAUGUCGAGCGUCCCUCGUCGAGUCUCACAGGUCGUCAAUCUCAGGGCGUGGAUGAAAAGACCGGCGUGCCUUCGAUGCCGACCUUUGCAGCAUCCGACCCCACCAACGUGAGCCCGAAUAUUGAGAGCAACAAUGGCACAAACGAUCACCAUGUGAGCGACAUACCCGUUCCCUCCGUUUCUGUUACAGAACCGAAAUGA